AUGCCGUCCGCCGUCGACAAAAGCAUCGAUGGCGAAGAUUCUCUUGAACCACUACCUUUGACUUCUUCCCAACCAAUCUCUGCUGUAACCAUGCAUGUUUACUCCUUCCCAAGCGCUCUCCUGCCCGCCCAGCAGCUGCGUCCCAAACGUAGGCAGGUCAAGAACGCUUGUACUCAUUGCCAAAAGGCGUGCAAGAAGUGCGACGACGCACGCCCUUGCCUUCGCUGUAUAAAGUACGGUUGCUCCGAUGAAUGCGUCGAUUCCCAAAGGAAAGAGCGCAAGAAGGGCGUGAAGAGAGGGCCUUACAAGAAGCGCGAUGGAAGGGGGAGGAAUAUUAACCUGAAUGACCUGCCCCCUGAAAUCAUCGGUGCUUCACACACCAGCAUUCCGCCUGGAAUGUCACCGAACACUGGUUCCUAUGUUCAAAUCCCUGGCUUUCCGGGCAUUUAUACCUCUUAUCCUCCGGCGUCUUCCAAACCCAGCAAUGUGCCCUCUAUGUACUCUACUCCUCACUACAUCAUGGGCCCCACAAUCCCUACGCAUACCUUUUUGGCUCAAACAUCUCCACAUCAGCCCUAUGCAACUCAUGGCCUUUAUCAACUGGCAGGUGUUCCAUCACAAUUUCAUCCACAAUACCCAACUGUCGGUCUUCAUGACGGGGCAGAUCUAAACCAUCAAUACCCUGUCUACUCAGCAUCAGUGUAUCCCAAACUGUCCCCACAGUUGAUCGUUGAUAGUAAUGCAAGGCUUGAAGAAGAGGGAGGAACUGGCAAAGCAGUUGGUUCUCGUCAUGAUUAA
Messenger RNA from Psilocybe cubensis, 798 nucleotides. RefSeq lists its product as uncharacterized. Gene Ontology annotation, biological process: regulation of DNA-templated transcription; cellular response to starvation. Bases 1 to 798 code for a protein of 265 amino acids. Gene Ontology annotation, molecular function: zinc ion binding; DNA-binding transcription factor activity, RNA polymerase II-specific; RNA polymerase II transcription regulatory region sequence-specific DNA binding. NCBI's taxonomy places the organism in Eukaryota, Fungi, Basidiomycota, Agaricomycetes, Agaricales, Agrocybaceae. The record is from RefSeq and is a predicted model, not a curated record. The transcript is spliced from 2 exons. Gene Ontology annotation, cellular component: nucleus.